Effrenium voratum is the source of this 1446-nucleotide messenger RNA. Lineage: Eukaryota; Dinophyceae; Suessiales; Symbiodiniaceae. The record is from the annotation of a GenBank genome assembly.
AUGGCCGAUAUCCUGAAGCGCAACCGCCAGGCACUGGGUUGUGAACUGAUGCUGUCGACGGGCGUGGACGAGCACGGCCAGAAGAACCAGGAAGCCGCGCAGGAACUGGGUAUGCCGGUCGAGGAAUAUCUCGACAUGCGCUGUGCGGAGUUUCGCGAUGUUUUCGAAAAGCUCGGUGUCGAAUUCGACUAUUUCGUCCGCACAAGCCGCGAAGGCCACAAGAAAGCCGUCGCGGAGAUGGAGCAGCGCAUCUUCGACAAGGGACUGAUCGUCAAGAAGCAGUAUACGGGCACCUACUGCAAGGGCUGCGAGGAGUUCAAGAAGGAGAGCGACCUCACAGAGGACGGACAGUGUCCGCUGCAUCCGACCAUGCAGGUCGAACAGACGGACGAAACCAAUUACUUUUUGAAAAUGGAACCGUUCCGUGAACAGCUCCUGAAACACAUCGACGACAAUCCGGAUUUCGUCCAACCCGAGUCGUUCAGGAACGAGCUGAAGAAAAUGCUGGCCGAACCGCUGGAGGAUCUGUGCAUCUCCCGGCCGAAAUCCCGUGUGACCCUCGGCGUGGAAUUGCCCUUCGACACGGACUUCGUCACCUAUGUCUGGUUUGACGCCCUGGCCAACUACCUGACCAAUAUCGGCUGGCCGGAAGAUGGCUACCAGAACUGGUGGGCGGAGUGCGAGCACAUGAUCGGCAAGGAUAUCCUCAAGCCGCACGGUGUCUACUGGCCCCUGAUGCUGAUGGCCGCUGAUCUGCCGCUGCCGAAAAAGCUCUCGGUGCACAGCCACUGGGUCGGCGCCGGCGGGGUCAAGAUGUCCAAAUCCAUCGGCAACACAGUCGAUCCGAUAGAGGUCAUGGACAAGCUCGGCGUUGACGCGUUGCGCUGGUAUCUCGCCCGCCACAUGCGUGCGGACAGCGACAGCCAGAUUUCGGUCGAGCUGAUUGCGCAGACUUACGAGAGCGAGCUCAACAACAAGCUUGGCAACCUGCUUUCUCGCGGUGCCAAGUUCGCCAGAAAGAACUUCGACGGAAAACUUCCAGUCAAGGGUCCGCUCACGGCAGAAGACGAGGCUUUGCGUCAAACGGUGCUUGAUGCGACCGCAGGCAUGGGUGAAUGGAUAGAUCUCGCCGACAUUCCGGCGCGGAUGCAGUCCAUCAUCAAUGCGGCGGCCGAGAUGAACAACUAUUUCGACAAGCAGGCUCCCUGGACGCUCUUCAAGUCCGAAGAGACCAAGGACCGCGCGCGAGAUGUCGUCUAUGUCGGUCUCGAUUGCCUGCGUAUCGUGAUGGAAGCGUUGCAGCAGGUGAUCCCGGUGUCGGCCGGCAAGGCCCUUGCCACGCUGAACGUCACCGACAUUGCCCGUCCUUGGAAACCGGAGCUGGACAGGCUACCGGGCGGCAGUGAACUGGACGAAAUCGAGCCGCUUUUUCCGCGGGUUCAGUAA